GAGAGAGAGAGAGAGACAGAGACAGAGAAUUUCAGAGAUCGUUUUUCCCAUCUAGGGUUUUUAGGGUUCUUCGAGUUUUCAGGUUUGAGGGAGGUUUUAUUAGUUUUGGCAUUUUUCGGAUAUGGGUGGCUCUGAGCUAGAUGGAAAUGGGACGGAGGAGGCUUUGCCACCUCCCCCUCCUAUUCCGCCACAUAUUGUUCCGAUUCAGGCCGCUGACCAGGUCCCUGCUGAGUCAGCUAAGAAGAAAAUUGUCCGUGUCCCGAUGGCUAGGCGCAACCUCGGAACUAAAGGGCAAAAGAUACCCCUGCUGACUAACCACUUUAGAGUUAAAGUGUCCAAUGUUGAGGGUCAUUUCUUCCAUUAUAGUGUCGCUCUCUCUUAUGAAGAUGGCCGUGCAGUUGAUGGAAAGGGUAUUGGAAGGAAGGUAAUUGACAAGGUCCAUGAGACGUACCGCAGUGAUUUGGCUGAUAAGGAAUUUGCCUAUGAUGGUGAGAAGAGCUUAUUUACUGUCGGGCCUCUUCCCCGUAACAAGCUCGAAUUCACUGUUGUGCUUGACGAUGUCUCAGCUGCAAGGAGCAACGGCAACCGUAGUCCUGAUGGUCAUGGUAGCCCAUCCGAGAAUGACAGGAAGAGAUUGCGCCGACAGUACCAGUCGAAAACAUUUAAAGUGGAGAUUAGCUUUGCUGCAAAAAUUCCGAUGCAAGCCAUUGGAAAUGCUCUGCGUGGUCAAGAAUCUGAGAAUUCCCAGGAAGCCCUACGGGUGCUGGAUAUCAUAUUAAGACAACACGCGUCGAAGCAAGGAUGCCUACUUGUACGCCAAUCCUUUUUUCAUAACGAUCCAAAGAAUUUCGUGGAUGUUGGAGGUGGAGUUCUUGGCUGCAGAGGAUUCCAUUCAAGUUUCAGGACAGCCCAAGAGGGACUGUCCUUAAAUAUCGAUGUAUCGACUACUAUGAUCAUUCAACCUGGCCCUGUUGUGGAUUUCUUGAUUGCCAAUCAGGGUGUGAAUGAUCCUUUUUCGCUUGACUGGAAUAAGGCGAAGCGGGCCCUCAAGAAUUUGAGGAUUAAAGUUAGUCCUUCCAAUGCAGAGUACAAAAUAACAGGGCUGAGUGACAAACCAUGCAGAGAACAGACGUUCUCUCUGAAGCAGAGAGGUGGGGAUGAUUCUGAGCCUUUGGAGGUGACUGUUUAUGACUAUUUUGUCAAUCACCGCAAGAUGAAUUUGCAAUAUUCUGAAAGUCUGCCAUGCAUCAAUGUUGGGAAGCCCAAACGGCCAACCUUUUUCCCUCUCGAGCUCUGCUCUCUGGUAUCUUUGCAACGCUAUACAAAAGCGCUCUCCACUUUUCAAAGAGCUUCACUGGUGGAGAAAUCUAGGCAGAAGCCACAGGAGCGGAUGUCAAUCUUGUCCAAUGCUUUGAAGCGUAACAACUAUGAUGCUGAGCCAAUGUUACGUUCUUGUGGUAUUGCAAUCAAUAACAAUUUCACUCAGGUCGAAGGACGUGUUCUGCCUGCUCCUAAGUUGAAAGCAGGCAACGGGGAGGAUUUUUUCCCCCGGAAUGGUAAAUGGAAUUUCAAUAAUAAGAAACUAGUGCAACCAACUAAGAUAGAAAGGUGGGCUGCGGUUAACUUUAGUGCACGUUGUGAUGUAAGAAGCCUUGUUAGUAAUCUCAUCAAGUGCGGGGAGAUGAAGGGUGUCCUCAUGAAGGAACCUUUCGAUGUCUUUGAAGAACCUGGAAAUUUAAGACGUGCCCCGCCCUUGGUUCGAGUGGAGAAAAUGUUUGAGGAAAUUAAGUCUAGGCUUCCUGGGCAACCGGAGUUUCUCCUUUGUUUGCUUCCAGAGAGGAAAAACUGUGAUCUUUAUGGACCCUGGAAAAGGAAGAAUCUUUCUGAAGUUGGAAUUGCGACUCAGUGCAUUGCUCCUACAAAUAGGAUCAAUGACCAAUACCUAACCAACGUGCUUCUAAAGAUAAAUGCAAAGCUUGGUGGGUUAAAUUCAAUGCUAGCUAUUGAACGUACUACUAUGAUACCUCUGGUUUCCAAAGUUCCAACAAUUAUCCUGGGAAUGGAUGUCUCACAUGGCUCUCCUGGGCAGUCUGACAUACCAUCGAUAGCUGCGGUGGUUAGCUCUAGGGAGUGGCCGUUGAUUUCACGUUACAGGGCUGCUGUUCGCACACAAUCACCCAAGGUGGAAAUGAUUGACUCACUGUUUAAGCUGGUAUCUGAAACUGAGGAUGAAGGUAUCAUGAGGGAGGUUCUACUGGAGUUCUAUACCAGCUCAGGAAAACGGAAACCUGAUCAGAUCAUCAUUUUCAGGGAUGGAGUGAGUGAAUCGCAAUUCAACCAAGUACUGAACAUCGAGCUUGAUCAAAUCAUUGAGGCGUGCAAGUUUCUGGAUGAGAAUUGGAACCCUAAGUUUGUGGUGAUUAUUGCACAAAAGAAUCACCAUACAAAGUUCUUCCAGCAACAAUCUCCUGACAAUGUUCCACCAGGAACCAUUAUAGACAACAAAAUUUGUCAUCCGCGGAACAAUGACUUUUACCUUUGUGCACAUGCUGGCAUGAUUGGGACAACGAGGCCUACCCAUUAUCAUGUUCUGUAUGAUGAGGUUGGGUUUUCAGCUGAUGAUCUGCAGGAACUUGUUCAUUCUCUCUCAUAUGUUUACCAGAGAAGCACAACUGCCAUUUCUGUCGUUGCCCCGAUCUGCUAUGCCCACCUGGCAGCCUCCCAGGUGGGGCAAUUCAUGAAAUUUGAUGAUAGCUCCGACACGUCGUCGAGCCAUGGCGGGCUGACGGCUCCCGGAGUUCCCCCUGUGCCCCAACUCCCCAGGUUGCAGGAAAAUGUGUCCAACUCAAUGUUUUUCUGCUGAGGCAGUUGGCUCUCUGAUCCGAGCUUUAAUUUGACGCUUUUGAAGACUCUUUUAUAUGUACAUAUAAAUUUCCAUGGUUUUUGGUAUGGCCAAACCACCUUUUAAAA
This is a messenger RNA of Morus notabilis, 2970 nucleotides long. RefSeq names its product protein argonaute 4. The transcript is spliced from 24 exons. The record is from RefSeq and is a predicted model, not a curated record. Gene Ontology annotation, cellular component: cytoplasm. Gene Ontology annotation, biological process: regulatory ncRNA-mediated post-transcriptional gene silencing. Lineage: Eukaryota; Viridiplantae; Streptophyta; Magnoliopsida; Rosales; Moraceae. The coding region runs from base 122 to 2863 and encodes 913 amino acids. Gene Ontology annotation, molecular function: protein binding; RNA binding.